Lates calcarifer (barramundi perch) is the source of this 2039-nucleotide messenger RNA. It is a transcript of the gene p2ry10, whose product is annotated as P2Y receptor family member 10. The record is from RefSeq and is a predicted model, not a curated record. The transcript is spliced from 4 exons. NCBI's taxonomy places the organism in Eukaryota, Metazoa, Chordata, Actinopteri, Centropomidae. The coding region runs from base 423 to 1607 and encodes 394 amino acids. Gene Ontology annotation, molecular function: G protein-coupled receptor activity. Gene Ontology annotation, biological process: phospholipase C-activating G protein-coupled receptor signaling pathway; positive regulation of Rho protein signal transduction. Gene Ontology annotation, cellular component: membrane.
UUCCCCUCAUCACCAUACUCAAAAAAAACCAAGGCAAGGCGAGUCUGAGAACAGCCCACACCACCACCUUAUGCAUCUAGACAUUUGAACAGAAACCGCAUUACUAGCAGGUUAAUGCUGAUUUGCUCACAUGCGCACAGGAGUUUUCUCUCGGCUGCAAAGUGCGCCAGAAAAGACUGCUGCUGACCCUGUUUGCUACUGCACAGCUCGAAGAGGAGAGUGUGUUUGUGCGUCAGUCUGCUGUUUACAGGGUGUGUGAAGCAUGUGGUCACUGGUGGUCACCCCCGAGUCUGCCAGCUCCUCUCCAUCUAUGCUGAUCAUUUAGAGUGAAGAACACAAGUGUUAUGGGAGUGGAACAAUGAAGGACUGACGUCAGGAAACGUUUGUUGAAUUAUGCCUCCAGUGUCUGUGUGAGCGAAGGAAUGGCUGUGAAUACGUCUGAGGCCAACGUCACAUGUAACGACAACAUGACCAGCUGGGACCAGCGCAUGGAGAAGAUGUACACCUACUUCUACCUGCUGCUCUUCAUCCCUGGCCUGCUGCUCAACACCACUGCUCUUUGGGUCCUCUGCAGACAUAUUAGUAAGAAGACCAAAGCAGUGAUCUUCAUGAUAAACCUGGCUUUGGCUGACCUGGCCCACAUCCUCUCUCUGCCUCUCAGGAUCUAUUAUUACUUCACACACACCUGGCCUUUUGGACAGCGAGUCUGCUUGUUCUGCUUCUACCUCAAAUACCUCAACAUGUAUGCUGCCAUAGUGUUCCUGGUGUGUAUCAGUGUGCAGAGGUGCGUCUUCCUGCUCGACCCAUUCUCUGCUCGCAGGUGGAGGCGGCGCUACGACCUGCUGAUCAGCGUUAUAAUGUGGGUGGUGGUCAGUCUGGCUUGUUCACCGUUCAUUCUAAUGCGCAGCAAUGGUGAUGCCUCCAGGGCCCACGCCAAUGCAUCCUACUCCCUGGGUGCUGCUUCUACCCAACAUCCAUUAGGCUACAACAACAGCUGUUUCAAAGAUUUGCCCAUGAAGCCUCUGCCUCUCUCCCCGUUGGUCACCAUGAUCACUCUAGCCGAGCUGUUUGGUUUCUUCAUUCCUCUGGCCUGCAUCAGUUACAGCUCCUUCCGCAUUGCCCAGUCCCUCAAACAAAGCGAGACCCAGAAUCAGCAGAACUCUGUCUCCUUCAACUCCUCAACACGUAGCCGACUCCAGUCAGUCACCUCCAACGGUCACGUUGAUAGAACUAAUGAAAGGCAGACAACCAGCGAGAAGCGGCGUGCCCUGCGGAUGGUGCUGAGCUGCUCGGCCCUCUUCCUGUUCUGCUUCGCCCCCUACCACCUCAACUUCAUUUUGUACCUGUUGGUGAAGCAGAACAUCGUGACCCACUGUGCCACCAGGGUGGCUGUGAACCAGUUCCACCCGGUGUCUCUGUGCCUGGCGAGCCUGAGCUGUUGCCUCAACCCACUGCUCUAUUAUUUCCUAACAGCCGAGUUCAGGAUGCACCUCACCAGGCGCACCUCCUCCUUCUCCUCCUCGCUCCUCUCCUCUCCGACCACUUUGCCGCGUCCCUUGCCGGACAGACUGAUGAGCAUGGAGAGUAACUGCUCAGACAGGGAGUAGCAUUGUUCAGGGACAACUGUGUUUUUUUUCCCACAAGGAAUAAAAGGAAUAAAAGAGCUUAACAUGACAAACAGAUGUGUUCUCAUGAUGCAUCCUGUUGAACUUGAAAACAGACUGACAAGAUGCAGUACAAGAAGAGGACUUCACGCUAAACAGCUUUGACCUUAGUAUAAGGAGCCUCCCAGAGGAUAUUGCUUUAGGACAAAGAUGAUUUUAAAGCUGAGAUGAUGUUUCAUAAUAAGUGUGUGCACAAUAUAUAUGUAUGAAAAUCAUAGUUGCCUAAUAUAGGAAGUUGCAUUUAUCUUGCAUCAUAUCUCCUCUAAAACCACAACCUAUGUAAAAAUGCAACCACUUAUAAUAAGCUACAUCGUAAUUGUGUAGGCUGUAUGUCAGUGUUUGUAAAUAAAAUCAAGUCUUUGCUCUCUGUUCUUA